Molecule: messenger RNA, 1998 nt
Organism: Penicillium soppii
Lineage: Eukaryota; Fungi; Ascomycota; Eurotiomycetes; Eurotiales; Aspergillaceae
Product: MFS transporter
Exons: 6
Coding region: 1-1998 (665 amino acids)
Biological process (GO): transmembrane transport
Molecular function (GO): transmembrane transporter activity
Source: RefSeq, a predicted model, not a curated record
AUGGCCAAUCAAGAAGUUAUUCAGCCAAUGCUGCGCCAAGAUGGUGCAGUAAAUGAAUCAACACAUUUGCUGGAUACUGCGCCUCCCAACGAGCCUUACUCCGAGUUCACGUCUGCCCAAAAACGCGUCAUUAUUUUAACUGCAGCUCUGGCAUCGAGCUUUUCACCUCUAUCUGCUAAUAUCUACUACCCUGAGUUGGUUUCAAUCGCGAAAGACUUGCAAGUCGGCGCCUCUCAAAUCAAUUUGACGAUCACUACAUACAUGAGGAACUAUUUCAUAUUACUGACAGCUGGCACAAAGAUAUGUCAAGGUCUCGCUCCGAUACUAACAGGAUCAUUUGCAGACCAGGCAGGUCGUAGACCAGCAUAUAUUGUUUGCUUUGCGAUAUAUAUCUUCGGCAACAUUGCACUUGCUUUACAGCACAGUUUCCCCGCAUUGCUCGCUCUUCGUGCUCUCCAAAGCUGUAGCAGUAGUGGAACUGUGGCCCUUGCGUCUGCAGUGGCGGCCGAUAUCAUCACUUCUACUGAAAGAGGCUUGUCUAUGGGAAUCACAUCACUAGGAAAAAUCCUAGCUCCAUCUAUUGGUCCAAUCCUGGGAGGUGUUUUGAGUAAAUAUUUUGGCUGGCAAGCAAUCUUUUGGUUUCUUGCAAUCGCAGCUGGGACAAUUUGUGUGCCUCUACUGUGUUUCUUUCCCGAAACCUGCCGUCGCAUUGUCGGCAAUGGAUCUAGUCCCCUGAUCAAUGCGGAAUUACUUGCAGAAUCCCACUUCAAGUACCGCAAUAUCUUCCAGUGUGCUGAGGUGUCGCGUGAAAAUCCCAAAUCCAUGCUCAACUCUACGUCUGCUUACCCACCGACCUGUGGGACUGCUACUACGCCAUCACAGCUGGAAUUCCAGCCCUAUCCAAAAAAUAAUGUGAUCUCGACGAUCUGGGCAUUGGAUUUUGCUUUAUCCCCGCGGGUCAAACGACACACAGAAACCAGAAGCAGAACAUCAUUGAAUUUUCUAUUGAGAAAGCAAGGUUGCAAAUUGGAUUGCCAAUGGCAGUAUGCUGCUUCCAGAAACGAGAAUCUGGGGACGUAUGAGCUGACUCUUCUUUCCUCUUUUAGAUACUUGCAUGCACUUCGAUUGCCAUAUAAGGUGUGCUCAUGCCUCUGGAACCACCCCUGUUCGUCGCCACUGUUGGUCAUUUUCGUAAUUUGCUUCUGUAUUACGGGGGCUUACAGCGUGAUGAACAUAUUGAUUUUGGAUCUGUACUACGAUACGCCCGCCACCGCAAUGGCUGCCAGUAAUCUAGUCCGGUGUUUCUUGGGCGCUGGUGCUGCAGCUGUGGUGAAUCUCCUAAUCAACAAUUUUGGUAUGCAAUGGACGUACGGUCUCGUAGCAGGAGCAAUGGCCUUAGUGACUUCCCUUCUAAUCGUCGUUUACUCGAAGGGCUGGCAAUGGCACAAGAAGCAAGCGGAUCAAGAAACUACCAUACCGCCAGAGAUUGGUACCCUUGACCUUGAAUGCAGCAAAAAAUAUAUAGUCUUCUUCAUCGAUGUUGAUGUUAUCUUACCUGGAACAAACAUCCAGUCAGUCAUUUUACAUUGGUACCAUUCAAACCUUUCGAUGGAUUGCACAAGGACCCAUCAUCCUUUUUUCAUCAUUCCAAGUGAAGGCCAUGAGGAUGACAGUCAUGCUGCAACUUCGUACAUAGCCCCUCGUGCACCCCCAAAUACCCAUCACCGUUACGUCUUUCUCCUUUUUGCGCAACAUUCUCAGUAUGAAUUUCCUGAAUGCUUCGCACAUGUGUUCCCAGAGACUGUUAGCGCCCGGUCCGGCUUUGAUAUCAGAAAGUUUGUUCAAGUCACAGGGCUUGAUCCACCCAUUGCGAUAAAUUAUUUCUUCGGCCGACAUGAACCGGCCGACGGAGAGUCAACCACUGUGCCUCUCACUGCAACGACAACAUCCUUCUAUUCUGUGAAUUGUCCUACGAGCGCAACUAGUUUGUUAAACUGA